Messenger RNA from Anguilla anguilla (European eel), 3126 nucleotides. Its product is annotated as phosphatidylinositol 4-phosphate 5-kinase type-1 beta-like. Gene Ontology annotation, molecular function: phosphatidylinositol kinase activity. Gene Ontology annotation, biological process: phosphatidylinositol metabolic process. The record is from RefSeq and is a predicted model, not a curated record. Bases 633 to 2276 code for a protein of 547 amino acids. The transcript has 13 exons. NCBI's taxonomy places the organism in Eukaryota, Metazoa, Chordata, Actinopteri, Anguilliformes, Anguillidae.
CAACACUGAUGCUGCCGCUCGCUCAGGGAGGGGCGGGGGUGCGGCGCGCUUUUUGGGGGCUCCUGAACACAGUCUUUGCCUCUCUCUCGCCUCUCCAGCAUGUAUUCCUUGAACAGCAUCAAAGUCUGAAAAGAAUCACAAAUUUUUAAUUCAGUAACAUAUAUAUUCCACAAGGAUGAAAAUUCUCACAACGGAAAGAUCUUCAGACUCCAGGAUCAGGAUAGCGAUGCAGAGGCCUUAAACCUCCAAUCAUAAAAGAUGCCUCAAACCAGCAUGCGGCAAAGCUUUAAACCAGGAUACAGCAAAGCUUUAAACCAGCGCACAGCGAAGCCUUAAACCAGCACACAGCAAACCUUAAACCAACAGAGUGAAGCUUAAACCAGCAAACACUGAAGCUUAAACUAGCAUGUAGUGAAGCCUUAAACCAGUGAACAUAGCACAUCUGCCCUGACAUCUUCAAUCCUGAGCUCCAGCCCCACAUUCACAAUAAGGACGCCUCCAGGUCAAAUACAGCACGCUGGUAAGAUAGUAAGGACAGUAACCGCAUAUUAAAAAUUGCUCUCAAGACAGUGAGAAGGCAGUGCCCUCUCCGUCUCUGAGCGAGUGGCUGUAUUUUAACCCAAAAGAUAAAGAUGUCAUCUGUCAACACUGAAAAUGGACCAGGACAGACUCAGAGCAGGAGCCGUGACAAAACACUGAAGAAGCCCACCUCGUCUGCGCUGAGCGGUGCGAUUCAGCUGGGCAUCGGCUACACCGUGGGCAACCUGACCUCCAAGCCAGAUCGAGAUGUGCUCAUGCAGGACUUCUACAUGGUGGAGAGUGUCUUCAUGCCCAGUGAAGGGAGCAACUUGACCCCGGCUCAUCACUAUCCGGACUUCCGCUUCAAAACCUACGCCCCCAUGGCUUUCCGCUACUUCCGCGAGCUUUUCGGGAUCAAGCCCGACGAUUACCUGUACUCCAUCUGUAAUGAGCCCCUGAUCGAGCUCUCGAACCCCGGGGCCAGCAGCUCUUGGUUCUACGUGACGAGUGACGAUGAAUUCAUCAUCAAAACCGUCCAGCACAAAGAGGCGGAAUUCCUUCAGAAGCUGCUGCCCGGUUAUUACAUGAACUUGAAUCAGAACCCGCGGACGCUGCUGCCCAAGUUCUACGGGCUGUACUGCGUGCAGUCGGCCGGGGCGAUCACGCGUGUGGUGGUGAUGAACAACGUGCUGCCGCGGGCCAUGAAGAUGCACUACAAGUACGACCUGAAGGGCUCCACCCACAAGCGCCGGGCCUCGCGGAAAGAGCGGGAAAAGAGCAGCCCCACCUGCAAGGACCUGGACUUCCAGGACACGCACGAGGACGGCCUGCACUUCGACCACGACACCUACAGCGCCCUCAUCAAGACCCUGCAGAGGGACUGCCGGGUUCUGGAGAGCUUUAAGAUCAUGGACUACAGCCUGCUGCUGGGCAUCCAUGUGCUGGACCAGAGCGCAAAGGACAGGGAGGCGGAGCAGACGGGCGGGGCAGGGGCGGGAGCGACGGGCGGGGCGGGAGGGCGGCCUGUGGCCCAGAAGGUGCUGUACUCCACGGCCCUGGAGUCCAUCCAGGGGGACGGCAAAGCGGGCGAGGCUGUGACCACCGACGCCACUAUGGGCGGAAUUCCUGCAAAGCACAAAGAUGAGAAGCUGCUCAUCUUUUUGGGCAUCAUUGACAUUUUACAGUCCUACAGGUUCGUCAAGAAACUGGAGCACUCCUGGAAAGCUCUGGUGCAUGAUGGAGACUCGGUGUCUGUGCACCGGCCUAGUUUCUAUGCCGACAGGUUUCUGAAGUUCAUGAGCAACACCGUGUUUAAGAAGAUUCCUGGCAUCCGUUGUACUUCCUCCAAGAGGAAGAGGAGCUCAGUCAUGGCGCAGAAGUCUGCCUCCCAGGAGCUGCUGUCCUCCCACAGGGAGGAGAAGAAGGAAGAGAGGAGAGAGAGACUGGAGCGGGCACGCAGCCUAGCUAGCCUCAACGGACAUGUGCCCUACCCGCAUCCUGACCAGGCCGCGCUCCCAAAGGGCCUGUACCGGGCCAUCUCCAUGGCACCCACUACAUCUUCCUCGUCCCUGACUACUAUCAAUCAAAAUCUGGAGACUAAGUCAAAGAGCAGUGGUGACGUCUCUCGCUCCACCCUCACUCUAAAGGACAGCUCCUCCUCUUUGGCAUCUGCUCUCAGUGGGUCAAACAGGGACAAAGAUGACGGGACCGUACUGGAUGUGUACUUAGUGAGUACCUGUCCAAACAAUUCUGCCUGACCUGUGGCAUCACCCUUCUGUUGAGUUCCAGUGACAUCACCACCAACUCCACCCCUUGUUUAGUUCCAGUGACAUCAUCACUGACUCCAUCCCUCUGUUCAGUUCCAGUGACAUCAUCACUGACUCCACCCCUUCUGUUCAUUUCCAGUGACAUCAUCACUGACUCCACCCCCCUGUUGAGUUCCAGUGACAUCAUCACUGACUCUACCCCUCUCUGCUGUUGGUUUGCAGUGAGAUCGUCACUGACUUCACCCCUCUCAGUCGGGUUCCAGUGACAUCAGCACUGACCCCACCCCCCUGUUCAGUUCCAGAGACAUCAUCACUGACUCCUGCCCUCUGUUGAGUUCCAGUGACAUCAUCACUGACUCCACCCCUCCCUGCUGUUGGUUUGCGGUGAGAUCGUCACUGACUCCACCCCUCUCAGUCGAGUUCCAGUGACAUCAUCACUGACUCCACCCCUCUGUUGAGUUCCAGUGACAUCAUCACUGACUCCACCCCUCUCUGCUGUUGGUUUGCAGUGAGAUCAUCACUGAUUCCGCCCCUCUCUGUCGGGUUCCAGUGAUGUGUGAAGGCUGAUGGUCACUGACCACCCUCCCAUUUAGGACUUAACACUUGGGAACACCCCCACCUGUCAAUCACCAUCAGUUGGCAUACUCCACUCACCUGUCAAUCAUCAUCAAUCAACAAAUUCCCCUCACCUGUCACCCACCCAUCAAUCGUUACACCACUCAUCUGUCAAUCACAACACUCCAGGUACAUUUCGGCAAGAAGGUUGUGGGUUUGAAUCUCGGCUUGGGCCUUUCUGUGCGGAGUUUGCAUGUUCUCCCCGUCUCUCCGUGGGUUUCCUCCA